UCUCCUCCUCUUCGACCUUCCCCUCUACCUGUUCGACGAAAUAUCUCACCGAGCCCACCUCAUUAUAUACUCCCCCACUUCUCCCAUCUCCUCCUCCCCCACAAUUCUCCGAUCCCCGACCAUGUUGAAGGCCCUGAACCCGGCCUCGUUCCAGAGCCCGAUCUCCGGCCUCGUCGUCUCCUCCUCGUCCCGCCGCGUCCCGGGCUCGCGCAAGGCUGUGGCCCCGCCCUCGAUCCGCCGCCCCAGCGCGGAUCGGUGCGCGCCGUGGAGCCCCGCGGGCGCGCCGAGGACGAGGACCGAUGGCUGCAGCGGCGGCGGCGGCGGCGGGGGGGCGGCGGCGGCGGCGGUGCAGGUGCACGACGAGCUGGAGCUGUUCCUGGAGCUGGUGCCGCCGCGGAUGCGGCGGGAGCUGGCGCGGCACGGCGAGGUCCGGGAGCUCAUCGAGGUGGUGAUGGAUCUCGGGCGGCGGCCGAUCGCGCGGUUCCCGUCGGGGGAUUGGUUCAUGUCGGAUCGGCCCGUGGCGAUCGACGACCUCCGCCACGCGAUCUCGAAGGUUGGUGAUUUCUCCGAGGACAAUCGAUCUGGGAUUAAUCAUUCACUACAUCGGAUCAGUGCGAUUCGGAACCGUAAGAUGCAAAUAAUCGGUCUCACUUGCCGAGUUGGUCGAGCUAUAUCAGGAAGUGCUGAGAUGAUACGUGAUCUGGUUGAGAGUGGGGGUUCCAUGUUGGUAAUUGGACCUCCCGGAGUUGGCAAGACAACCUUGAUAAGGGAAACAGCUAGGAUUUUAGCAGAUAAAUGCAUGAAGCGUGUUGUCAUAGUUGACACGUCAAAUGAGAUAGGAGGUGAUGGGGAUGUACCUCACUCCGGUAUUGGACGUGCAAGGAGAAUGCAAGUUCCAAAUGUUAGCAUGCAGCACAAUGUCAUGAUAGAAGCAGUGGAAAAUCACAUGCCAGAAGUCAUCAUUAUAGAUGAAAUUGGCACAGAACUUGAAGCUAUGGCGGCCAGCACUAUUGCUCAAAGAGGUGUUCAGCUUGUUGGGACAGCACACGGAGUGACAAUUGAUAGCAUCAUUAAAAAUCCUUGCUUGCAGAUACUUGUUGGUGGGAUAGAGAGUGUCACACUAGGUGACGAAGAGGCGAGGAAAAGGAAGGUUCAGAAAACAAUUCUUGAGAGGCAAGGACCUCCAACAUUCACUUGUGCUGUUGAGAUGAUAUCGAAGACUGAGUGUCGAGUGCAUCACAAAUUAGAAGCCACUGUAGAUGCUAUUCUUGCAGGGAAGUCUCCUAUGUUUGAAGUACGGAAGGUAGACGGCAAAAUGAACAAUUUAGGGAGCCCUAUGCCAUUAUCUGAGAAACAUUACGAAGAGGAGGCAUCAACUUCUUAUAAGGAAAGUGUGAGGGGCAAAAGUAUGCCUGCUGAAGAUGAUUCUGAUAUGAGUUUUGAGUUUAGCAGAAAGGGAACAAGCACGACGAAGUUGUCGAGGAGAUCGCCAGUACGUGUGUAUACUUAUAAGAUAUUGGAAGCUGAUCUGCUGCAAGUGGCAAAUGUUAUGGGUUUUGAGGAUGAGUUGGAUGUAAUCGAUGACAUUGGAACUGCAGACGUGAUUCUUGCUUCAAGCGCUGAACUGAAGAAGAAUCCUUGGAUUCGUAGUGUAGCUAAGUAUCACCAACUUCCCGUGUUUGUCAUUAAGGCCAAUGCCAUGGCGCAGAUGGUAAAGGCUGUCAAAAUGAUUCUUGGAAUGGAGACUUUCGGCUCUGUAAAGAAUGGGCCUGCAGAUGUCAGAGGAGAUAUAGAGAUCGAAGAUGAUGCACCAAAAAGAAAACCAUCGCUGGAGGAGAUUGAUGCGUUGGAGGAGGCUCGACUGGCUAUUGAAUACAUUGUAAUUCCUGGUGGCGAACCUGUCGAGCUGCUGCCUCGAUGCUCGGAGAUUAUUGCUCGCCAGCUGGAGCUCGUGGAGAGCUACCAGCUAGCCGCAGAGACAUCAGGAACUGAGUUGAACUCACGGCUGCAGAUUCUCCCCGUGAAGAUAAAAAAAAAAAGCUCGUCUCAGAAAAACGCCGGACUUCUUUCCAGCAAGCAAAUGGACAUCGAUUCAUUAGUCAGCGAGAGCGGAGGCGCGAGUGUUUCCCGGCUGCCUCUAUUGCCUGAAUAACUGCUUACAUCCACAUUGGCAUUAUGUUGCGCUAAUUGUAUAGUAUCAUGUACAGAAAUGUAAAUCACAAAGCUCAUUUUCUCGUCAAAAUGGGAAGCUUAUUGCAAUUUAUCUCAAUUUUUUUAUAAAGUAAAAAUAGCCCACACAGUUGCUUACACUCUA
Ananas comosus (pineapple) is the source of this 2314-nucleotide messenger RNA. RefSeq lists its product as uncharacterized. Lineage: Eukaryota; Viridiplantae; Streptophyta; Magnoliopsida; Poales; Bromeliaceae. The coding region runs from base 122 to 2152 and encodes 676 amino acids. The record is from RefSeq and is a predicted model, not a curated record. The transcript is spliced from 9 exons. Gene Ontology annotation, molecular function: ATP hydrolysis activity.